AUGGAUACCACCGAAUCGCUGCUCGAGCGAGCCUCGCUGCUGCCAUUCCACCAAGCCAUCAUCAGUUCGCUGGUGCCAGGUCCAGACGAUUCACCGGAUGAGGGCGACGUCUUGGUCAUCAUGGCCCGAGGCCUCGGUAUGCGGCGCAUCGUCAGCACUGUCUUGAGGAUCUACGAUGGGCCUAAAAACCUAGUCAUCCUCGUCAACGCCUCUGCAGAGGAGGAAGCUGGCAUCGGCGAGGAGCUCACCACACUGGGCGUCAGAAAGCCCGGUAUGCGCACUAUCCAUCAUGAGAUGCCGGCCAAGCAGAGGCAGGAAACGUACCUCUCUGGCGGGAUCCUUAGCGUAACGUCCCGCAUCCUGGUCGUCGACAUGUUGAGCAAGAGGAUCCCGACAGGGCUCAUCACUGGCCUCGCCGUGAUGCAUGCUGAAAAGGUCACGCCUACCUCUGUCGAAGCAUUCAUCCUGCGCAUCUACCGACAAGAGAACAAGGACGGCUUCCUCAAGGCCUUUUCAGACGAACCGGAGCACUUCACCGCCGGUGUGAGCCCCCUGCAAACGGUGAUGAGCCAGCUAAGGAUACGCAAGGUCGAGCUAUGGCCACGUUUCCACAAGCAGACGAACAAAGACCUCGGCCAAAGAAAGGCAGAUGUCAUCGAACUCCACCAACCACUCAGCCGUUCGAUGCGCGACAUCCAGACUGCCAUUGUCGAAUGCCUGGAUGCGACGCUGUCCGAGCUCAAGAGGGGGAACGCGAACGUCGAAACCGACGAUUUCUCCAUCGAGAAUGCCAUCUUCAGAGCGUUCGACGUCAUGGUCAGGCGUCAGCUCGAUCCGAUCUGGCACCGCGUCAGCGGCAAAACGAAGCAGCUUGUCGGCGACCUGACUACGCUCAGAAGCCUGCUGAACUAUCUGCUCACGUACGAUGCCGUGACGUUCAACUCCUUCCUCGAGACGAUACUGGCUUCUAACACGACAACAGUGAGCGGAACGGCUCGCCAGAAUCAAUCCCCCUGGCUUUACAUGGAUGCGGCCAACACAAUCUUCGUCGAGGCCAAGCGGAGGGCGUAUCUGUGGACGGAGAACCCGAUGCUCUCGCGAUCCUUGGACCAAGACGGCAUCGACGCGGACGGCGAGGAGGCCCUCCGAGAGGCGGAGGCAACCACGAGCGCCGAAGGUGCGCGACAACGGACGGCUGCCGACACACAGCUGCCAGAACAAGUGACGCCCGUCCUCGAGGAGCUGCCGAAAUGGCACCUGUUGAAAGAAGUCCUCGACGAGAUCGAGCAGGAGAUUCACUUUUCGGAGGUCGAUCUAACCGGCCCAACCAACAACACGAUCUUGAUCAUGACCAACUCGGAACGCACCUGCUCGCAGAUCCGGGAGAUCCUCUCUACUAUGCACCAGUGCCCUCCCGACAGUCCCGGGAAGCUUCUGAUGCGCCGGCUCCUGCGCGACUACUUCUUCUGGAAGGGGGGGCUGGGCAAGCUCAACGCCAACCUCAGGAGUGAUGGGCAGGCGUCAUCCGGGCCCUCGGACGCCAAUCGCCUCGAGCGAUCAGGUGAAAGGGGUGCGGCAACUUCCGAGGCCCUCAAACGGAAAGAGGCUUUUCAGCAACGGGGCCAGCAACAGCUUCUCAAGAGGCGCAGGCAAAGGGGCGGUGCGGCGAGCGUCGCCGGCGGUCGCUUCACGCGUGGCUCUGCAUCGGAGGGUGGCGGCGCAGCGCUAGAGGAAGAAGCGGGCCAGGUGUCUAAGUUUAUCGAGUCUGCCCUAGCUCGUGCGGAAGCAGACUUCGGCGAGGAGGCUGUCGGUGAAGCUUCCUCCCGCCUCGCAGAUAUGGACGAGGUCGAGUUCGAUGCCUUCUUUGGCAUGCUGAGCAUGGAGAACCUGGUGGUCGUACGUCCAUAUCGUGGCGACCAAGACGACAAGAUCCUGCAAGAGCUCCGGCCACGCUUCUUCGUCAUGUACGACCCGGAUCCAGCGUUUGUCCGACGCAUCGAGGUCUAUCGCAGCACCAACCCGGGCAUCGGUGCCCGCGUCUACUUCCUCAUCUACGCCGACUCUGUCGAGGAGCAGCGUUACCUCAGCGCUCUCCGGAGGGAAAAAGAGGCAUUUGAGCGGCUCAUCCGGGAAAAGUCCAACAUGGCCCUCCCCCUGACAGCCGAUGGCCGACCCAUGGCGGAGGACGCCGAUCAGCGAUUCCUUCGGACAGUCAGCAGCCGAGUGGCAGGUGGCCAGAGGACCGCUACCGCGGAGCCUCCAAGGAUCAUCGUCGAUAUGCGCGAGUUCCGUUCAAGUCUGCCGUCGAUGCUGCACGCGGCCAACAUCCAGGUGGUACCCUGCACGCUACAGAUCGGAGACUACAUCCUGUCGCCCACAAUGUGCGUCGAGAGAAAAAGCCUGCCCGACCUGGUGCAAAGCUUCAACUCGGGACGCCUGUACACUCAAUGCGAGCUGAUGAGUGUCCACUACCAGCACCCCAUCCUCCUAAUCGAAUUUGAGCAGGACAAGUCGUUCUCACUCCAGACCUUGAAUGAAGGAAAAAGCGUUGCGAUGCGCGGCGCCAACUCAGAACUCGACAUCCAGGCGAAGCUGGUUCUCCUGACUUCUGCCUUUCCUCGUCUCAGGGUCAUCUGGUCCAGCUCGCCGUUUGCGACGGCAGACAUCUUUGCCGAGCUCAAGCAGAAUUUUGAAGAGCCCGACGCCGCGCGCGUGGCGAUGGUCGGUCUCGAAGAGUCUACGGGCGCGACGUCUGAAUCGGGUAAAGGCCGCAGCAUCAACCCCAACAGCGAGCACUCAUUCAACCUGGCGCCGCAAGACAUGCUCCGGGCUCUGCCUGGCGUCACGACGAAGAACUACAGGUACAUCAUGGGCCAGGUCAGGGACCUGGCAGACCUCUGCGACAUGUCGGCCGACGAGCUGCGUGACCUCAUCGGGGUCGAACCGGGUCGUCAGCUGACCAGAUUCAUCCACAGGGACGUCAAACAGCAACCGCGGCGCUAA
This is a messenger RNA of Pseudozyma flocculosa PF-1, 3003 nucleotides long. RefSeq lists its product as uncharacterized. The transcript is spliced from 10 exons. Gene Ontology annotation, molecular function: damaged DNA binding; single-stranded DNA binding; single-stranded DNA endonuclease activity. Bases 1 to 3003 code for a protein of 1000 amino acids. Gene Ontology annotation, cellular component: nucleotide-excision repair factor 1 complex. Lineage: Eukaryota; Fungi; Basidiomycota; Ustilaginomycetes; Ustilaginales; Ustilaginaceae. Gene Ontology annotation, biological process: double-strand break repair via homologous recombination; nucleotide-excision repair involved in interstrand cross-link repair; resolution of meiotic recombination intermediates. The record is from RefSeq and is a predicted model, not a curated record.